UUCCGUUUUUGAACGCAAACUGCAACUGAUGAUUGUAACAGAAGCGGUUUGUUUUGAUUUUCAUUCCUUAGUUUUUAGCAGAGUCAUACAUAUGGGUCUGGUUUUUAGAUGAGUGCAGUUUGAUUUGACAUUUGGUCUGUACGGUUUUGAAGUUAAUGACAUUAACCAUUAUUAGACCUAUACGAUCACGAUGGAUAAAUAUUUGUUGCUUGGUAGGUGCACUUGGUGAAAUUUGCAGAUUUAAUCAAAUAUGGCAAGACAGGGAGUAUCAAGACCAAAGGUAGUGGUUGUGAUUUCAGCAGGCAGACUGAUAGCCUCUGGAUGUGAACCGAUACACAAGAAAAGGGUUGCUGGGAGAUAUGUUCCUCCUCUUGAACCAGCAUAUUCUCUUUAUUCAGAGCCAGACUCCAAAGAUCAGGGACUCGACCGAUGUGCUGAUUUACACAAUGGGAUAUUUCAAACUGAACAAGAAGAAUCAAAGCCCAAACCACAGGGAACAAAAACCUGCACCUUCAAAUCCAAACCCAAAAAUGUAUCAAGAAAAAUGGAAACUGACAAGAAAAGGCAUGGGAAGAAGACAAACACAGCUAUAUAUGCAAACAAACGGCCAGCUCCUCCAGUGCAGAAGACGAUUCCAUCUACCAGUUGUCACCGGAGUUCAGCUGGGUGCUGUGAUCAGUACCCUUGGAUCAGACGGACACAAGUGUCAAAGGAUCAUCCUUCAGGUCAGGUUUACAAAUCCAGUGUAUUUAACUGUCGGCUGACUACAUCCACACCUACACUGAGCCCUCAGAGACCUGGAUCAGCUCACAGUGAAUCUGUGGGAUCUGUAGAGCCAAGAGCCCCUUUGGCAUCAUCCAUGGGGUCCUCAACCUUUCCCUCAUCUGCAGUGCUAACAACACAGGUGCCCAACCAGCCCCAGGCCAGCCAGCCUCAACCUGACCCAAAUGGACUAAUUAUUUGCGAUGACCAGAAGCAGGAGAUCUGUUCUAAAGAAAGUGGUACUAAUGCAGAGGAUGAAAUAAAAGAUGGGAUGGACACUACACCUGUCAGAGACAUCAGUGAGAAAUUAACAGUUCUCAAUCACAACGCCAAACCCAGCAGUCCAGAGAAAACCACACAGAAAGUGAUGACCGUUAAAUAUCUGCUGGGAGAGCUGAAGACUUUAGUUGCUAAUCAGGACAGUGAUGCUGUGCGGCUGAUCUCUGAGGUGGAGCAGAGCAUCUCACUGCUUCCUGUCAUGGUGGGCAGCACCAACAUCCAGGCUGAGAUCGCACUCGCCCUACAGCCACUCAGGAGUGAGAAUGUACAGCUGCGAAGACGUUUGCGUAUUCUCAAUCAGCAGUUAUUAGAGAGAGAGAGAGCAGAACGGCGGAACAGGCCGGAGGCCUUCGACAUGGAGGCGGUUGCGUUGCAGUCUCUGAACCUCACUCUACAAACUCAGUUAAAUGAGAGCCGUAGAGAGCUCGAUGUUCUGCAACAGGACAACAUGAGAUUACAGAAAGACAUGGAGGACAAAGACGGUGACCUGAAGCAGCACAAAGACUUGUGUGAGUUAGAGAACAGACGACUAAGACUGGAGGUGAGUGAGGCAUUAGCUGAAAUGCAGAGUUGGCAGAGUAAACUUGGAAAGUAUGAGAUUGAGAAGACUGAACUGACUUUAAGCCUUCGGCAGAGGGAGGCAGAGAUCAGCAGACUGCAGGAAGUCAUCAGAAAUUUGCAGAUAAGUCAAACAAAACACACCAGCAAAUAUUCUCAUCAGUUGGACUUAUGCCAACCAAACUCUCACCUUAGCAAGAGUGUUCUGGAAUUGUAUGAAAAUGCACAUAGGGAGACCGCUGUGUCAGAUAAACUUUCAAACUCUGUGAAGACCUACCUUCAGACCCUGGAGGGCACCAGACAGGCCUCUCCUCCCCACCAAGUUUACUGCAGGUCCCAGACAUUACAACCAACCUCUCCUGGUCGGACUGAUGGUGGAAAAGAGAACUUUAUGCCAGUCUGCUCUCCAUAUAUACGCAAACCUACCCUGGAAACCAUAGCUGAUAAUGAGUCUCAGUUAGAAGAGCAGAAGCGAACAACAUUUACCCCUUUAAGAGAGACUCCAGUGGUGCAGCUUGCCUCAGGAGUUGCUCACAGUAGUCCACUCACUCAGUGUAAUGAGCUGAUAACAUCCAAGAAUCAAAGGGAAGAUGUGGAUGCUCAUAUAGGCCUAAAAUAUAUGGGCCGUGAUUUUGAAAAGCUGGACAUCGCAGAUGGGCUUCACAUUCAGGAUGUGAAGAAUGAUGGCCGAGAUUACGUUUCAGAUCAUCAUGGCAUGGCUUUACGUUUAAAUCAGAGAAAUAAGGGCCUGGACAAUCGGCUAGUGCAAUCCCAACAUGCCCGUCGAUGCCUAAGGAUGGGUGUUCAGUCAGCAUCCACCGGACACCCUUCGGUGACAGAAAACACCUUUUCCUCGUGUGAUAUUAAAUCUUUAGCUUCUGAUUGGAGCAUUAACUCCUGGACCACGUUUAACACACAGGAUGAGGAGAAUUUCAGGGACGGUCUUGCAGCAUUAGAUGCCAGCAUAGAAAGUCUACAGAAGACCCUGAGAGUUGAUCUAAAGAUAUAAUUGAUUAUAUGUAAUCAGUGGAUGUUUUUAAAUGUCUCUUUAUUUUUUUAUUAAAUUAUUAUAUGUAAUAUCAAUAGAUAUCAUUCUCAUUUCUCAGUGAAUUAUUAUUAUUUAUUUAUUUUAUAUAUUUUUUUGCUCUGGUCCCAAGUUCGCUAGGAUUCAGUCUUGAAUAAUAGAGAAUCAUCAGAAAUGUUCCAAAUUAAA
Carassius auratus (goldfish) is the source of this 2812-nucleotide messenger RNA. It is a transcript of the gene ccdc14, whose product is annotated as coiled-coil domain containing 14. The record is from RefSeq and is a predicted model, not a curated record. Gene Ontology annotation, cellular component: centriolar satellite. Gene Ontology annotation, biological process: protein localization to centrosome. The coding region runs from base 251 to 2608 and encodes 785 amino acids. Lineage: Eukaryota; Metazoa; Chordata; Actinopteri; Cypriniformes; Cyprinidae. The transcript is spliced from 13 exons.